Molecule: messenger RNA, 1788 nt
Organism: Schistosoma guineensis
Lineage: Eukaryota; Metazoa; Platyhelminthes; Trematoda; Strigeidida; Schistosomatidae
Source: the annotation of a GenBank genome assembly
AUGAUGUGCUGCAAGGAACCAGAUCCUAUCGAUUCAGUUAAAGAUCGUCCUGCUGAAGCUCAAGUUUUCUCUUCUUUACAAAUUUUAACAGCUGUUUUUGGAUCAUUUGCUCAUGGUGGUAAUGAUGUAAGUAAUGCUAUCGGGCCGUUGAUUGGUUUAUGGCUUAUUGCUACAACACAAUCAGUUGAUUCAUCGAAAACUACAGAUGUUUGGAUUUUGGUUUAUGGUGGUGUUGGUAUAUCAGUUGGUCUUUGGAUAUGGGGUAGACGAGUUAUCCAAACAUUAGGUGAAGAUCUGACGAAAAUAUCACCUUCCAGUGGUGUUUGUAUUGAAAUUGGUUCAGCCCUAACUGUAUUAAUUGCUAGUAAAAUUGGUCUGCCAAUAUCAACUACACAUUGUAAAGUUGGUUCAGUCGUAUUUGUUGGACGUGCACGUUCUAGAGACAAUGUUAAUUGGGGUAUAUUUCGUAAUAUUCUAGUUGCAUGGUUGGUAACCUUACCCGCUGCUGGUGCUAUCUCUGCUUUACUCAUGUAUAUAUUUACAUUUGUAGUAUGAAUUUAGUUUAUUAUAUUAUUAUUAUUAUUAAUAAAUAUUUUAUGAUUAAAAAAUCUGUUUUUAUAAGUAAAAAGAACGAACAGAAUAAACUAAAUCUCACAAAUCAUUAAUGUAACUUCUUGUUUGUAUCCUCAUUCAUUUUGAGCGAACUGAUUGAUUUUUUCUGCUCACUUCUUCAUUUAUGUACUAGAUUUCUAUUGUUUUUGUUCUUUUUUUCGUUCAACACAUCCGCUUGUAAACACAUAUGCACAUACACAGAAUAGAAAAACAUUUGCUUUUCUCCCUCGUUAUCAUUACUAUUAUUAUGAACUGAUCUCGUAUUAAUUAGAUAAAUGUUCUUAUUAGUACAAGUGGUGAUGGUUUAUUUAGUUGAUGUUCUGUUUAAAAAUAAAAGUUCCCUUAAUCUCUCACCAUCUUUAUUACAUUCAACGUCUGUGGAAAUAGUACCCUAUUUACCAGUUAACACUGUACACAGUUUACUCACAUACAUGCACAUAAACAGAGACAAGGAAUAGUAAAAAGAAAACAGAUUUGUAGCAACAUCCUUUUGAAUUGUAACAUAAAACAUUAUUAUUUCCUUGUAAUUUUGUUUUUAUCAACUAAUAUUAGUGAAAAAAAGUUUUAUUUUUCUAGUUACUACUUCCUUGAUAAGUUGUUUGUUUAAUGAGAAGUUAUUAUUAAUUAUUAAUUUAUGAUGUGAUUCAAUUAAUUAAUUAAGAGAACCUUUGAAAAAUGUUUGUUCGGUUGUUUUUUCCCCAUGUUUCUUUAUUAAUCAUAUAAACUAUAGGAUAGAUAAAUUGAACUAAUGAUAUCACUUUUUGUAAGAAAUAAAUCUUGGAUUUGUUUCGAUCAAUGAUGAGACGACGUUAAUACAUAGUAAAAUGGUAUUAUAUUCACUUUGAACACCAUUAUUUACAGUGGUGUUAUUUUCUUUGAGCUGGAUGGUUUGUUGUAGGGUCUUUUUUAUUGUCGUCGUUGACUGCAUCAUGUAGAAUAUUCUGGUGGAGAUUUUCAAACAAUAAUGAAUGCUUUGCAAUUAAAUCAUCCAUUUGAUGAAAGUACAUAACACUACCAAAUAGAUUGAUAGGAGCUCCAUUAUUUCGAUAUUACUUAUCUUUGAAUAGUGGAUAGAUAAUGGAUGUUAUCAUAUUGUAUCUUAGAUCUUAUUUCAAUAUACUGAGUUAUCUCAAAAUGUAUCUUUACAUAUAGACUUUUUAGUGGGUAAAAAUGUAC